This is a messenger RNA of Numida meleagris (helmeted guineafowl), 2508 nucleotides long. RefSeq names its product alcohol dehydrogenase 1-like. Gene Ontology annotation, cellular component: cytosol. The record is from RefSeq and is a predicted model, not a curated record. NCBI's taxonomy places the organism in Eukaryota, Metazoa, Chordata, Aves, Galliformes, Numididae. Gene Ontology annotation, biological process: retinoic acid metabolic process; retinol metabolic process. Bases 105 to 1235 code for a protein of 376 amino acids. Gene Ontology annotation, molecular function: zinc ion binding; all-trans-retinol dehydrogenase (NAD+) activity. The transcript is spliced from 9 exons.
UCCAGCUGCACUCCAGGGUUCCACACAGGACACAGGUCCAGACUGACAGACGGCAGCAAACCUCCAGCCUCUGCCGCUGCCGGAGACAGCGCCUCUCAGACCACAUGGCCACUGCUGGAAAAGUUAUCCGAUGCAGAGCUGCCGUUGCCUGGGCAGUGGGCAAAUCGCUCUCUGUUGAGGAGAUAGAGGUUGCACCUCCAAAGGCACAUGAAGUGCGUGUCAAGAUCGUGGCCACAGGGAUCUGUCGCACAGAUGACCAUGUUGUUGAAGGUACCUUUCCUGAUGUAGAAUUCCCAGUCAUCCCAGGCCAUGAAGGAGCUGGGAUUGUGGAGAGCACUGGAGAAGGGGUGACCUCUGUGAAACCAGGAGACAAAGUCAUCCUCUUUGGACUUCCUCAGUGUGGAGAAUGCAGCUUCUGCUUGAAUCCUGACUCCAACUACUGUCUGAAAUCACACCUCAGCGAACCACAAAACCUGCUGCCUGACAAGACCAGCAGGUUCACUUGCAAAGGGAAACAGAUCCACCACUUCCUCUGGAUCAGUACCUUUGCAGAAUACACUGUUGUGCCUGAGUACACCCUGGCCAAGAUUGAUGCUGCUGCACCGCUGGACAAAGUCUGCUUGCUUGCAUGUGGUUUUUCCACAGGCUAUGGGGCUGCCAUCAACACCGCCAAGGUAAAACCGGGCUCCACCUGUGCCGUCUUUGGCCUUGGAGGAGUUGGCCUCUCUGUUGUCAUGGGCUGCAAGGCAGCUGGAGCUUCCCGCAUCAUCGCCAUCGAUAUCAACAAGGACAAGUUUGCCAAGGCCAAAGAGGCGGGAGCCACCGAGUGCAUCAAUCCUCGGGACUUCAAGAAGCCUGUCCAGCAGGUGCUCACCGAGAUGACCGGUCACGGUGUGGACUAUUCCUUUGAGGUCAUAGGGACCGCAGAUACCCUGAUUGCUGCCCUGGCCUCUUGCAAUAUGAACACCGGUGUCUGCGUGUUGGUUGGGGUACCACCUGCAGGUUCAACAGUUCCCAUUGAUCCUUUCCUUCUACUCAGUGGGCGCACCUGUAAAGGGACUCUGCUUGGAGGAUGGAGAAUGAGAGACGCUAUCCCCAGAUUAGUUGCCAGCUAUUUGGAGAAGAAAUUUAACUCUGACUUGCUGAUCACACACACACUGCCGUUUGCUAAAAUCAACGAGGGAUUUGAAUUGCUACGUGCAGGCAAAAGCAUUCGCACAGUGCUGCUCUUCUGAAGGAUGUGAACGAGGCAGCAUGAGCGCAGCACCCAGCCCAGCAGAUGCCCUCCUGUGCCAGCCCUUCUCUCCCCCAUCUCCCUUCACGGAGUGUAAUCAGAGAAGCACAAGGAACUUCUCGGCUGCGCUGCUGCUGCCAGUGCUCCUGCGCCCAUCCUCUCCUGAGAAAACAUUCACAUAAAUAAAGGCUGUCUUACAAAGUCUUUGCGCAUGCACUUCCGCCUCGGCCACCAUCUCAGCUGGCUGAGUGCUGUGACUCAGACCAAGGGACAGAGCGCCCACCACUGCUGCCAGUCUUUUCAUCUCUCAGGAUCACCGUGUGCUUCAUUCCACAAGGUCAAAGUACAGAGGGACGAUAACUUCCUUUUUCCUGCUGCAGGAUCAGCUCCUUUUAAUGCAUCCCAUGAUAGCAUAGACCUUCCUGAACACAAGAGCACACUGCUGGCUCACAGUCAACUUUAUGGCCACUAGAACAACUAUGUCCUUUUCUGCUGACCUCCUUUCCAGCACAUCAGUCCCUAACCUCUACUAAUGCAUGCUGUUAUGCCUCCCCACAUGUACGACUCUAUACAUUUGCCCUUGCUGAAUCUCUUUAGGUUCCUCUCCGCCCAACUCUCCAGCCUGUCCAGGUCUCCCGGAAUUGCAGCACACGCUUUUAGUGUGUCUGCCACUCCUCCCAGUUUUGUAACAUUAGCAAACUUGCUGAGGGUACAUUCUAUCCCUCCAUCCAGGUCACUGAUGAAGUUGUUGAACAAAACCAGGCCCAGUAGCAAUCCCUCGGGAACAGCUCUAUCUGUAGGCCUCCAACUAGAUGCUGUGCCACUGAUCACAGCUCUCUGAGAGCUCUGCCAGUCAGCCAGUUCAUCAAAUGGUGCAAUUCCAUUCAGCAUUUCACAAAUGUUCAGUCAAGUGCUGGCCUUAAUGAGUGACUACACUAUGUGCAAACUUAUACCACACAUUUGACCACCGGUUGUGUCUUUUUUAUAUCUGCACAGUUUGUAAGAUUUGCAGAGGAAAAGUCACUGCAAAGUCUUCUUUUUAUUCAAAAUAAACAUCGCAUAAGCAUUUUUUAAGUGCAGCAAAAUUGCAUUUAUACAACUUCACAGAUCUUAUUUGCAUAAUCUAAACGCUACUAUUGUGGGUGAGAGGAGGGGAUUCUGUCUCACUGUAACAGUGGAACAAGUCCAAUACUUCAUCAUGAAACUCAAUGUACGUAAGUCCAUGGGGCUGGAUGACAUCCAUCCUAGGGUUCUGAGAGAGAUGGCUGAUGUGG